AGGAAAAAGUCACAUGACCGCCAUUAAUGAGAAUUGGAUGCCCUCUCCUUCAACGCCUCCUCGCUCUUUGUUCCAAGGGCAAUCAAUUCCUCUUCAGCUUUCUCCCUCCACAGGCCGAACCCAAAGCUAUGAUCGAAUCGUGAGAAGAUACAGAGCACAUUGAGGGAGGAUGGAUGACUCUGUGUUACACCAAUCCAUAAAUCUGCAACACCCCACCACACCACGUAAAGAAGUCCAGCAGCCUGUUGGUAUCCAAGGAGAGGAGGCUGCGCCGAGUCUCCAGGUAGAAAUAAGUGGAGGGCUGUGCGAAGUCAAUGGGCCAUCAAUUCAACUUGAAUCUUGGUAGCUGCUCAUAGAAUAGAGGACCAAGGGAACUCAAUGAGGAGAGGUGGACCAAUGGCCAUCCAUGGCAUCAUGUUCUUCAAUAAAAGAACACCUCUCUCUCUCUCUCUCUCUCUCUCUCUCUCUCUCUCUUAUCAGCCAAUCGACAGAACAGACAAAUCCAUGGUAGCUUUAUUUCAAAAAGGAGAAGCCAACUGAGAGAUCUCAAUUCUCUUAUUUAACUUUCUUCCCCUACCUCUCAGUCUGUUCUACUCUUUCACCUCCUUCCCCUCCCCAUUCCCCCCUGCAUACUCGAUUUUGCUGUAUUUUCGCUGCCUAUCUAUCAUUCCUUCAUCCCUCUUAGCUUGCUUAUUCUUCCAAAAAGAAGGAUUUUUGCCCAUGGAUCGAAUGGAGCACCAUGCAAGACCCCAAGAAACCAUUGGCAGUAGCAGCGGUAAUUACAGCUGCAACGAUGGAACACCACCACCACCACCAGCAGCUCCGCCGGCAUCGUCACCAUCACCGGUUCCGCCACCUCUGAUUUCCAAACCCAAUCCGAAGCCUUGCGAUGCGAAUCCGUGCCCGACGACCUUCGUCCACGCCGACACCACCUCCUUCAAGCAAGUCGUCCAAAUGCUCACGGGCUCUGCCGAGACCGCCGCCGCUGCAGCCGCCGCGAACCCCACAGCCCCGAAAGUACCGGUGGCUCCGGCAGCCAAGGCUACCGGCCCCAAAAGGCCUGUUUUUAAGCUCUACGAGCGGCGGAACAGCCUCAAAAACCUCAAGAGUCUGAACCCUCUUAUUCCGACAUUCCUCAACUCCAGCACCAAUUCCCCUGUUGGCGCCGCCGGCUUCUCUCCCCGGAAGCAGCCGGAGAUCUUGUCGCCCAGCAUGCUGGACUUCCCUUCGCUCGUGCUUAGUCCGGUGACGCCUCUGAUCCCCGACCCUUUCAACCGGCCGCCGCACCCGAGUUCAGAGGCUGCUAAGUGGGCGGAAGACCGGGCGAUCGCCGGAAAGGGAUUCUACCUGCAUCCAUCGCCGCGGGCCACUGCCGAAACAGAGACACCACGGCUGCUGCCGUUGUUCCCGGUGACGUCUCCCAGGGUCUCUUCUGACCUGUCUCUAGCGACACCUCAAUCUUCUUCUUGAGAGAUGCCAACUCUAGGAUGAUGUUCCAUUCCUGUUCUUUCCUUGUAUGGUUUGGCCUUUCUUCUCUCUGCGCUGCAAGUUAACCAAGACAGAACGAUUGCCUCUUUUAAUUUCUCUUCCUCAUCUUUAGCUGAUGUAAUUGAGCGACUGACUGGAGUAAAGAUUAUGGGAAAGCCUUUUCUCCUUUCUCGAUGCCAAUGGAUGGCUUGCAAUACUAAGAUCAUCUCUUCCAACUCA
Molecule: messenger RNA, 1707 nt
Organism: Musa acuminata AAA Group (dessert banana)
Lineage: Eukaryota; Viridiplantae; Streptophyta; Magnoliopsida; Zingiberales; Musaceae
Product: VQ motif-containing protein 4-like
Exons: 1
Coding region: 721-1470 (249 amino acids)
Source: RefSeq, a predicted model, not a curated record